GAGAGAGAGAGAGAGAGAGAGAGAGAGUGAGAAAGCAAGUCAGCGCGCUUGACUCACGCGAUUGUGAAGUUAUCGCGCGCUCUAGUCGCGCACCGUGGUUGUGUGUGGAACAUCGCGCGCCGCUGCUGCUGCUGUUGCUUCUGCUGCUGACUUCCUUAUUCCAGUAAAACUUUUUUUAUUCGCUUUCGGAUUUUCUCGCUCUUGCGCGGAUUGAGACAGAUGUACGAUUUUACAAGUCCAGCUGGACACUAGGGAGUUUUUUUCCCCUCUGUGUGGCCGUGUUCGGCGCUUUUGGCUUCCUAAUCCCUAUAAAGCACGCUUGUCUUUUCCACUUGCUGCUGAAGUUUCUAGGAAGUUUUAAGUCCAGUUGCGAAACAGGCAUUAAGUGUGGAACAAAUUUGCUGUCAAUAGGGGAUUCUCUUAAACUCCUCCCAUCCUUACACUCUUUCAUCUUACACCGUGGCCCAAGGUUUGAGACAAAAUAUUUAGAAUUAUGCUACUGGUUUGCGAUAUCUGUGAAAAAUUGUUCAAACUCACCUUACUGAAUUUUUUCAAGUUAACCUAUACUAACUUAUGGUGAGUUUGUAAUUACAGGAAUUUUAUUUAGUUUUAAAGUGAACAUACAACAACUGAUUACUAAGUUAUAUAAUACUUUUAUGCAGUUAUUUAUAUCAUAUCAGCUGCAUGAGUAAUGAGUAAAGUGCUAUUGAAGAGGUCACACAGUUUCUUUCAUUCUUCUUGUAAAAAAAACCCCCACAUACUGCACUAUUCCAGAUUUUUUCCAGCCUCUACUUGUGACCCCUUUGUUACUGUACUAAACUGCCAUUGCUUCUUGCUUUCUGUGUGUGAGCUAUUUUCUAGAUAAUAAUUCUAAAAUAUCCACAAUACUUUUGUGUUUGUGUGUCUGUUUCACACAUUAUUUAAGCAUUAGGCAAAUCUGGAAUGUGUGAGGUGUUGGCUGCUUCUUAUCUCACACUCUUUAGGUGCAAAGAGGAAAAUUUUUUGGAGUUUGAUGUCCAUGGGUGUUUCCCAAACUGACACGAGUUAAACAAACUGUCAGCAUUGACACAGGCUUCCUGAAUUAAGGGCUGGAGGGGUGAGUGGCCAGGGGCCAGCCGAGAGAACAUGCAAGAGCAGGAGAAGGGGAGGGGAGCGAGAGAAACAUCCCAUAAACUCCUCCUCAGACUCUUCAGGAAGAGCAAGAGGUUAUCGUGUUUUGGCUCUUUGUUUUUCCACCAAACGUCCACAUCCAUGUCCAUCCAGUCCGCCAUGCCAUUUUUUUGUCUUAAAAUGAAUGUCCAUGCCUACAUGACUAGGUUGGAGACGGCAGACAGGAUGGAGUAAAAUCUCCUCAGCAUGCCUUGUGCUCCUUUUUCCCUUUCUGCAGUGGUGGUUCCAUCAGUUUUAUGGUCAUUCUUGAGAUUGUUUUCUGCUUCUUUGAUGGACCUUCUGUGGUGCGGGGCUUUUUCAUCCAUCCAUCCAUCUUCUAUACCGCUUAUCCUUUUCAGGGUCACAGGGAAACCUGGAGCCUAUGCCAGGGAGCAUGGGGCACAAGGCGGGGUACACCCUGGACAGGGUGCCAAUCCAUCGCAGGGCAGCGGGGCAUUUUAAAUCUGAAAAAUACUCAACCAGAGGUCAAGUGUAAAUGUUUGGUCUGGAAACACUUUCUGCAAUGCAACGAAAGAAAACAAGAAAACAGAAAAGAAGUCAUUGCAAUUCGAGCUUCCUGUUGUGACCCGUAGCACACCCAAGGAAAUCCCAAUAUAGAUAUGGAAAGACUUCCACAUGGCCGUUCUGCAACUUCGAGACAAUAACAGAAUUACCUGAAACUUUCCCCUGGUUUUCAUCAUUUCCACCCCUUAUAGGAUUCUAAAUCGGGAAGAGUGUCAUCAUUGUAUUAGAAUGAUGAACAGCACCGAGAGGGGAUUUCUGCUGAUAGUUUAUUUGUUAAAGUAGGAUUUCAGUGUCUUGGUGACCUUUUUAAUGCCAAGUAUGAAAACCAGAUUGUUUAACAUGAGUAGUAUACUGAAAUGAUGAUUACUCGUACUCUGUUCCCUGUGCACAGUUUCAGUUUUCAGUGGACUCACCAAUCAAAAAUGGGAGGAACCUAAAGCAUAUUGGCGUAAUCUGUAAUCUGUUUUUGCUAUACAUAUCUGUAUUGUUAUAAUACAAUACACAAACAUCAAAGCAUCCUUAAGUGUUUAUGGUUACUGUAAUGGAACAUCAGCUAUAGACUUAUUCCCUCGCCAGCCUCUGUAUUUUUUCUUCUUCUUGAAGUUAAUAAAUGCAGCCUGUCACAUUGCCAAGGAACCACAAAGCCCAAAGUACAAGUCCCUGUGUUAGCUGUUACUAUAGAAACGAUAAUGUAGAACUCUAGUCAAGUCCCAGACCAGGACUAUAGCCAUCAAAUCCUUUUUGACCCCAAAACUUUACUUCAGCUAGUCAUCUUCAUUCCUGCACAGGCCGUAUUCUAGAAGGACUUGCUUCUUGUCAAACUUUGUGCAUGCUAAAAGAAAAGACAACAUAAACAUUAUUUCUUACAUACUCUUGGUCGAGAACAGCACCAUACUCAACGAGACCAAUGACAAGUCAGAGUCAGUGCAGAAAAUGUGUAGAGACUGCACUCGUGUCCUACAGCCUAAUGGUAAAGAAUUAGAACGAGCGCAUUCAUAUAAACCUGUGAUUUAAAUCUGCACUAGUGUCAGAGCUGCUGUUAUAGAGAAUUAAUCAACACCUUCUGACCAAUCGGAAUCCAGAAUUCAGCUGCAAUGUGGUAUAAACUAAGAUAUUCAACAUGUACAAUAAUGUGGACAAGAGCAUUACUCUAAGGAUGGGAGAUACGAAAAUGGGUAGGUUCUAAUGGUCCUAUGCGACUCUGACUAGGAUAAAGCAGUUACUAAAGAUGAAUAUAAGGUUGAAUGAACCACUAAAUGAACGAAAAGCAGAAGCAAUCUCCAUCAUUCUGUUCACAAGGUUGGAUGUAUCCUAUGGUGGACAAAACUGCCGGCUAAGUCUGGCAUGCUUUAAAAAAAAAAAUGACGGCACGUACCUCAGGUUGGGUCCAAAAUUAGAUCUCGCUGGGGACCUUUACUCGUUCUUUUCACUUCCUUGGGGUAAACUACCAGACAGACACGUCUCCUGCUCUCCUAUUGGCUCAUAGAGAGUCAUAAAAAAGUCAAAAACUGUAUACAAACAUUAUGCUACCUGAAGAUGAUGUAACCCAGUUCACUCCCACUAUAAGGCUAAAACAAUAAAAACCUGUGAUUUUGGAAUAAAACCUCAAUCGCAACCAUUCACCCGCUGAUCACAUGCUGUUUAGUGGUUUUUGUAACUUGGUCUUGCUCUUUAUAGCAGUCUGCAUGUCUCAGAUUGAGUAAAAAGUCACCACAAUAGUUUGAGUUAAAGUUUUUUACUUCAUAAUAUGGAAGAAUUGUUCAGAUUCAAAUAGCUUCAUUUUAAUGAAAUGGUUGUAAACAAAAUGGUUGUGUCAUAAGCUCGUUAUAGAAACAACUCCUUUCGUGUGACAGUUUGAACCGACGGCGUCUCAGUAAAAGGUAAAGAAAGGCGUUUUCAAGGACUUCAGUCCCGAAGGUUUUUCAUCAAACAAUGCAUUAUUGUCACCAAAGUACCAGAGCGAGCCAGUAAAGCUCUUUGGUGUAGCCCAUACGGCAGUUUGUUUUGUUAGUACGGAUGCCCCUGCGCCGCUGUCAGCGAGAGAUUCUGAGAAUGAGGGAAGGAAAGCAGGAAGGAAGGUUUAACAGGACGGACACCACAUAUGGUUUUCAGCACCAUUUAUUAUUAGCCUGCACAAAAUCAUAUUCCACAUCGUAUCCAAAAAAAAACCCCCCAAAAAUUACGUCUACAUGAUUUAAUUUAUCAUUACAGCUGUUCGUUCACUGAAAGCGGAAUCUCAACAAAUUCAUUCAAGUUCAUCCAACACAGGUGUAUUUACUUUGUGAUGUGAUUGAGUCUCUCUCUUCUUAAAAAAGAAAAAAAUGAAUGGAAUUUCUUUAAAAAAAUGCUUUCCAUUCAGAUGGAUGUUAAUGAAAGAUGAAACAUACUCUUAUUAAUUCAGUCUGUCUGUCUGGACUUCUCGGAAGCGUUUUUCUUACCAUUCCACAAAGGCAAGGGGAAAAAAAUUGGAUAGUUUUCCACAUAUGAGCCGAAUCAUGUGGUUUUGUUCCCCCAUUCCGAGCAGGAAAUGUUUGGAGGUCGAACAAAAGAAUCACAUGGCGUCUCGUGCCCCUUGGCCACGGAUGGACCGAUUGAUUAAAAAAGGAAAACAACAACAACAGAGCCACGAACACGUUUGAGAGACUUGGCGGUCGUUAGCAUUGGAAGGUUAGAUAUAGAGCUUUUGGUUUCCUUGAAACAUCUGAGAGACGCGAGAUUGAUCAGAAGCCAGGAGUUUUCCAAAGCCAAUGUAGUUUUCACAUUAAAUGGCCAUUACCGGGAAGGAAAUCUAGGAAAAAUUAAUUAUUCUGAAUUUGUAAACGCUUUCACCUAAUCAGAUCAUUGUUUUGCUGAAAUGUCUUUGUGAUUUACCACCACUUACGGUAAGAUUACUCACCGACAGUGAAACACAUUGAUGUGCUACCCCGACACCUUUCACCUAAUGGUAAAUGAUGCUCAGUAUAAGCUAAGGUCAUCACAGUGCGUAACAAUCUUUCCUUUUUUUUUAGAAACUUGUCCCUGGUCUGCCUGUCCAUGGCCAAAACGGGCACAAGUGAGUCUUUUAAUGUAGGUCUGAGGAUAUUCACACUUCCCCCGUAUUGUAGUCAGGGGUCCCUUGAUAGACUGGACUGUUAUGUCAAGAAGGCUUGGAUUCUUUCCACUUGCCUUUGGCCUUAUAACAGCUCUGUUGCUACAGUCCUGGCUCGGACAAUGGAUUCGCCGAUCCCCGGCUGUUUGCUUGGGGAAAAUCGAAGUUUACUAAAACUGAGCCAAUACAACUAACCACCGGAAAGUCAUUGGAGAGAAAGUGUUGUGAAACUCUGUUUUUGCACUGAAGUUUCUAGACCAUUUCAACAGAGGGGGCCAGGCUGGGGUCAGUUGAUCUGUUAGAGGGGCCAGUUACAUUCUGACACCCUUUUGUUCCCCCAAAUAAUGCAAUAUUUUCUAUAAGGAUGUCUCAUGACUGUGGUAGAAUUACACAAUUAAGUUAGACUGGGUAGUUUAAAAAGUUUUACCCACCUUUAUUUCUUCCUUGCUGCUCUCGCUGUUUUGCUAUCUUCCUGUCUUGCAAUGCAAACUCCACGCGCACAAUAAAAUGACGAUAAAAAUUAAUCACGUUAUAUACGUAAUAAUUAUUGCUCAGUCGACUCACUUCAAAUCGCACCGCUCGCACUCCCCACCUUUUACACUCUCCGCCACUUUUACUCUCGUGCCUCUAUGGUCCAUUAUGAUCCAUUCAAGUGGAGUGGAGUGUAAUGAAGUGACUGUUGUGUUAAUUCAUGAGAAGAACCAUGUUUGGAUAUUGGAUAACCUCAUUUUUGUUCCUGUCCACAUUUUGUGAGUUGUUCACCGUGGCCUACUCGUCCCAGAACGACAAGCAGCAGAAAUCCAAGAACACCACUCACGAAAUCGACCCCAGUCGCAACACGAUUAUGAUGGCCCAGUUUGAGUGCUACCAAAAGAUUGCAAAGGACACCAAUCACAAUCGAAAAGCUGGGUUGAUGUGUAACCGCACGUGGGACGGUUGGCUGUGUUGGGACGACGUGGAGGCCGGAAACACUGCAUCACAACACUGUCCUGAUUACUACAAGGAUUUUGACACUUCAGAGGUGGCCACAAAAAUCUGCACUGAAUCUGGCAAGUGGUUUGUCCACCCUAGCAGCAACAGAACCUGGACCAAUUUCACGACCUGUAGACAAUUCACUGUUGAGCGCCAACAGGCGGCGCUUAACCUCUACUACUUGGUCCUGAUCGGUCAUGGAUUGUCAUUGAUCUCUCUACUUGCUUCUUUGGGAAUAUUCUUCUAUUUCAAGAGCCUAAGUUGCCAGAGGAUUACACUUCAUAAAAACCUGUUCUUCUCCUUUGUUCUGAAUUCUGUCAUAACGAUUAUCUGGUUCACGGCUGUUGUUAACAACGAGGAGUUAGUGCAGUCUAACCAGGUGAGUUGUAAGAUGUGUGUGUUUAUCCACCUGUACAUUCUGGGCUGUAUGUACUUUUGGAUGCUGUGUGAGGGGAUCUAUCUCCACACACUCAUCGUCGUGGCUGUAUUUGCAGAGAAGCAACGCCUUAUGUGGUAUUAUCUGCUGGGUUGGGGAUUUCCUAUUAUCCCAGCUGUAAUACAUGCUAUAGCCAGAAGCAAUUACUACAAUGACAAUUGUUGGAUCAGUUCAAAUACAUCACUGCUUUAUAUUAUCCACGGGCCCAUUUGUGCCGCUUUACUGGUGAACCUGUUCUUCCUCCUGAACAUUGUGAGAGUGUUGAUCACCAAGCUAAAAGUGACCCACCAGGCUGAAACCAGCCUCUACAUGAAGGCCGUGAGAGGCACGCUGAUCCUCGUGCCUCUCCUGGGCAUCCAGAUCGUCCUGCUGGCCUACAAACCCGAGGGCCGCCGCUCCAACGAGAUCUAUGGGUACAUGAUGGCCAUCCUGAUUCAUUACCAGGGUCUGCUGGUGGCCACAAUCUUCUGUUUCUUCAAUGGAGAGGUCCAGGGUGUGUUACGGCGAUACUGGAAUCAGUACCGCAUCCAGUUCGGCAGCACGUUCGCCAACACGGAGGCGCUGCGCUCGACGUCCUACACCAACUCCUCCAUGACUGAGGUGCACCGCUGCUACAGCAUUGACAGCCACAUGGACACGCUGAACGGCAAGAGCUUCCACCACAUGGAGGCCACCAUCCUCCGCUCAGAUAAUAUCUACAUGUGAGGAUCGUUAUCUUUACACACUCAAAGAUAACAAACAGAAACAAAUGCGAGCCUCCAGCCACCUUAAAGCAGCCCCCAUUGGGGACUAUCAAAAAGUACUUUGGCACUGAAAGCGCCUUUCGCUAUGAAGCCAGAUAACAUCUUCCAUGAUUUCUUAACGAGAACGGGAUUUCUUAGUGUGAGCUGAGAACUGACACCAAACGCAGAGGGAGGCUAGAACCCACAUGACUGAUGAACACGAACGCUGAUGAAAGCGCCGCCCGUUGGCCUUGUUCACAGUCUUAAACAGGACGGCAUGUGGGAUUAGCAACACACAAGAGACUUUACAAGAGAUCUGGAUUACAUUCCCUCUGGCUCGGAAAGGACGUUCUGUGAGAUUUGGGAUAAAAAAAAAUUCUAUACUGGGUGUAUUGAUUGUGAAACUCCAUCUGUUCUUUGUUGUGUUUCUGAACUUGAUGGGUUGAAAAGUUUCUGGAAAAGGGGACUUUAUAAAAAGUUGAACUCAAACCAGAGUAAGGCAAAGCGCAAAGCCUAUAUGCCAUUAUUUAUGGAAAAGCAGUUAUGUGUUAAAUUUUUUAUGCUAAUCGCUUGGGAAAUUUGACUCCUCAUGUGUUUAGAAGUUUUUAACAGUGAUAGUCUUGAAACAUGGAUAAUACUGACUAUAUGUAUAUAUAUAUAUAUAUAUAUAUAUAUAUAUAUAUAUAUAUAUAUAUAUAUAUAUAUAUAUAUAUAUGUCCUGUAUAUAUGUCUUUUUAUACUGUAUUAAAUUCAUUUAAUACAGUUUACUGGCUAGCAAAGCUUGUUAAAUAGCAUACUUUAAAUGGAAAAGUAUUAUUCUUGUUUUUUCUUCCAUUUCACUACUUGCAGUCAGCAUAGACACGUUUACAGUUUUCUAUAAAUACAUAAAUAAGCACAGGAGGCCUUAUUCAGCAUGUCUUUAUGUCUGGAACAUAUAGCUGAUUUUAAUAUUCUUGCAUUUUACUUAUUCUUAGGGCAUUUCAACUUCAUAUGCUGGAAAAAAAAAGAAACUGCUCACACUCUGAAAAUGUAAAUAGACUUCUCUCAGUAGUGUGUAACGGAUGUCCAUGUGAGUGUACUUUGUGUAUAUUUAUAAAUGUAUAACAUGCUCACAAUAAGUAUGCAGCAAAUAUGAGCCGUAUUGAUGUCUGUUCUGUAUAUCUAUUAAUUAUUAUCUAUUAAUGGGCCAAAAAUCCUUUAUACAUUUUGAAAUGUUCAUUUUUAUCAUUUUGCAUAUAAUUAGGGUUUACAGAUGUGUAGGAAACGUCUAGUGGGUGUAUGAGACGGGAAAUUCCAGAAUUCAGUUUUUGUUUUCUCGCAUGCUAAGCUGCCUGUUGGAAACACUGUGGCAAUGUUGCAGUUUUCUUAUAAGUUAUUUGUAUUCCAAGGACAAUAUUUUGUAGGUCGUAAUCGUAUUGCGGAGUCUUCUUCUUUUUUUUUUUUGCUUUCACACCAUAGUGUACUUGUUCUAUACAAAGAAUACAAAUGCAUCCAUAUAAAAUCGUUUACUGAACCAGAA
This is a messenger RNA of Ictalurus punctatus (channel catfish), 8411 nucleotides long. It is a transcript of the gene calcrlb, whose product is annotated as calcitonin receptor-like b. The transcript has 14 exons. Lineage: Eukaryota; Metazoa; Chordata; Actinopteri; Siluriformes; Ictaluridae. Gene Ontology annotation, biological process: angiogenesis; adenylate cyclase-activating G protein-coupled receptor signaling pathway; cell surface receptor signaling pathway. Gene Ontology annotation, cellular component: plasma membrane. Gene Ontology annotation, molecular function: calcitonin gene-related peptide receptor activity; adrenomedullin receptor activity; calcitonin receptor activity. The coding region runs from base 5454 to 6875 and encodes 473 amino acids. The record is from RefSeq and is a predicted model, not a curated record.